GACCAAACCUCCCCCCUCCCCUCCCCUUCCCUGCGAGGCUGCGACGCACCGCUCUGGGCUCCGUAGGACGGUAGGAGUCGCCGACGCAGGUACGGCACCACCGCGAGACGCGCCUAUAUAUAUAAGACGCAGCGCAGGGCCUCCGGGGUCCGACCCCGAGGGGCACCCCCGUCGCUCGCAUUGAUCCAUCAGGCUCAGACGGCAGGCACGCACACCCACGCCACGCCUCCCUCCCAAAGCCAGCGCCGAUGUCCGCCAUCGCCCACCGCCGCCGCCGCCCCGCGCCGGCCCCGCCCGCGUGGACCCCCGAGCCCUGGAGCGACGGCGAGACGGCCGCGCUGCUCGAGGCCUGGGGCCCGCGCCACCUCCGCGCCGGCGGCGGCCCCCUCCGCACCUCCGACUGGCGCGCCUGCGCCGCGGCCGUCACCGCGCGCCGCGCCGCCGACGGCCGCGCGCCGCGCACCGUCGACCAGUGCAAGAACCGCAUGGACUACCUCAAGAAGCGCCUCAGGGCCGACCGCUCCAGGCCCUCGCCGCCGCCGCCGCUCUCCGGCUCCCUCCGCCGCCUCGCCAAGCUCCUCCGCCAGGCCCCCUCGGUCCCGCACCGCCUCGCGCCCAAGGUUCAGCGGGAGGACCGCCAGGACCACGAGGAGGAGACUCCCCUGUACCGCGACUGGCCGCCGGUGCCCAAGCGGCGGAGGACGACCGUCUCGCUGUCGCCGCUGAGCUCCUCCGCGGAGCAUCACCACGGGAACGGAGGGGCGGCCUGCACGGAGGUUGCGGCUGCUCUGGAUAGGCUGGCGGGGACGUACGAGCGGGUUGAGGCGGCCAAGCAGAUGGAGGCGACACGGCUGGAGGACCGCCGCCUGGAGGCCAUGCGGGACCUAGAGAUCGAGCGCAUGCGGGUUCUCGCCGACGUCGCCAUCUCCACCUCGGACGAUACACAAACCCCAGCCACCUCCGCCGCCAUCUCCACCUCCGCCGAUACACACACCUCAGUCGCUGCCGCAGCCAGCGGCGGCCUAGUCGAGGAACUAGUACAGUAGACUGGGCAUGGUAGAGCCCUCCGGAUUCCAGAUCAUCUUUUCAGGAGAUCAUUGCAGCGUGGAGAAGCCAACUGACGUGAUGAUGCCCUUACCAGAAGUUACAUGGGUUUAGGUUACAGGAAAAGCUUAGCCAGAUAUAGGAUAGCACAUGAUGAGACUUUUUUUAGUUCAAUGAUUGCGGGUUUUACAGCGGUGCAGGACGAGGGAGGGACUCGAUUGCCUGAAUGCAUCGUUCUGUUCUUUGCGACUCGGCCAGUCAUGUGGGCACACGGUAAUUUACUGCUGUAAUCCCCCUGUGUUUCCAGCUGACGAACCAUUCGGCUGUGAAACAUUAUCGGUAAAUAUGAUGUUUUGGAUACUA
Molecule: messenger RNA, 1407 nt
Organism: Aegilops tauschii subsp. strangulata
Lineage: Eukaryota; Viridiplantae; Streptophyta; Magnoliopsida; Poales; Poaceae
Product: trihelix transcription factor ENAP2
Cellular component (GO): nucleus
Molecular function (GO): transcription cis-regulatory region binding
Source: RefSeq, a predicted model, not a curated record